Messenger RNA from Aplysia californica (California sea hare), 4406 nucleotides. RefSeq lists its product as uncharacterized. NCBI's taxonomy places the organism in Eukaryota, Metazoa, Mollusca, Gastropoda, Aplysiida, Aplysiidae. The record is from RefSeq and is a predicted model, not a curated record.
ACCUUGCCCUACGAGAGGCGGCGACUCCUAGCAACAAGCAGUGGCAUGACUUUUGACACACACGAUGACACACUGUACACAUGACCAGUAUAUAGCCCUGCUCACUUGUCACAAGGGCUCGGUUAAUUGUCCUGCAAUGAGCCUGAACAAUGGAUGAAACAGGAUAUUCCUUUUCUCUCUCCACACUCGCAUGAGGAAAACGAGAUAUACAUAUUUCAGACAGGGUUGUUGUUUGUCGGUUGAGGAAUCACCGACAUGGCAAUCUUCUAUGUCACACUGGCCAUGCUAGCGGCUAGCAACUUGGUGAUAGAAGACAAUACGAUCGUCCAGACUAUGUCCAUGUGUGGAAUUCAGUCCGUGCCUCCAAGUAAUGCUGACCCAAAGAGCAACGUGCAGACACUGACCGUUCUGACUUACCAUUACCUUGGUGUCCAAAAACAACCAUAUGGAAGUCCUACCACGUCCCUGACCAGUACAAAGACUGCCCUGGAGCCAAGAAGAUACAUCCCUACCAAAGAUGUAACAAAACCUGAGGAUGAAUCGACCCUUUUCAUCGUUGGAGUCAUCCUGUGUGUCAUUGGAGGCAUAUUACUUGUUGCUGCGUGCCUCACAUGGAGAAGGACGCAGCAGGUUUCUCGCGGUGAAAGUUCCGGUGCCUCAGCCUCCGAUGGAUCAGCUGGAAAAAGGGACAAACGAUCUCCCUCUGAAGUCAGCUUAAAAAUAAUCCCUAGUAUCGUGGACAGAGACAACGUCGGUCUUGACAAGAAUAACCUGAAUGCGAUAACUGUCAGUCCCGAAAAUGAAACGAUUUAUUCUGACGGGGAAGAGGACGUUUACGAGCUUGAAGAGGGGGGUUACGAUUAUACUUGUUUUGAUGGACAGCAAGAUGGACGCGGAAAGGAGGAAGGAAACAUUGAAGAGGAGGAGAUGUUGUAUGAGGACAUCCCAGAGCAGAACGAGAGAAAACAUAUGUGGCACAAUAGACCACGUAUUCCAACGCCCUUUUUACUGUCAGAGCGUUUAGGCCCCAAACCUUGCAAGUUCUUCGGGAAUCUACUUGAGAAAAAUCCCGCUAAAACUCUCGACGCUGAAGCAGGAGACAAUGAAAGUCAUCUGGACCGGAACGGAAGGUCACUUUCUCUCCAAACUGGGAAACGACCAGUCCUUUUCAACUCAUUCUCUUCACCACCGCACGCUCUAAAAAGAUGGAAUGCAGACGGACAAGCGUAUAAUCCCUCUGGCGUAGAUCAAGAAAUGGUGUUUGAUACCGAAGGUAUCAAAGAAGGUGAUGAGUACAGCCAUUUGAACCGCACGUGCCGAUCACAUUCGGCAAAUGACCAGAUGAUGACCGUUUACGGUUACCCAGGUAUACUGAAAAACCACAGCGUGGGCACCGCUGCUGUUGACCCACUGUUAGCAGUAUCAACUGCUCUUGUCAGUCACAGCGACGGUAAUGUUACCUCUGCCACCUACACAGGGACAGGUGUGUCCAAUACCCCAGAUCCCCACGUUCGCAUUGACGAAGGCGCUGGUGAGCCCGAUUCCUCAGAUUUGGAAGAACACAUAUACGAGAUGUACGAAGGAAACGGUGUGUCAGUGGUUAGAAAAAUUUCCUCGAGACUAGAGAAAAACCCGUAUAAAGACAAACCAAUGCAACUUCGGCCUGUCACGGAUACACUUGCUGACCUCGAUGAUAACAUCUAUUCACUUGCAUCAGCCGACGAUCCCAGAGGUCACGAAAGCAAACAAUCUCUCUUGACAGUCGAGCCAACCUCUGGUGACAAUUGCAACUACAUGAUGACAGGUUCAGGCGUUACCCUAGACGAGGCCUCUGACCAAGCUGCGAAAGUGGACUCCUUUCAAGGACAGAUGAUAAACAGUAUUCCUCUAAUUACUGAAACCGCAAAGCCUGGCCAAACACCAGAUGACUUUGAGAACGCAUUCCCUGAACAUGAACAACAUGUCAAAAACCUAACUGGGGGUGUGGACCUGGAAACACCAGACGAGAGCUCAAAAGAACAAUGCUCUGAAGGAAAAGAUUCUCAAGAAAAGUGUUCACAGAAAGCACAUGAUCCAGGAAAAUAUAUUCAAGACAAUGUUACACAUAAAAAUGAUGAUUUAAAGAUGGAUUCUCAGGAAAUAUGUUCCGUAACAGGAGAAAAUAAAGAAAUGGAUUCUCAAGAGUAUAUUUCCCAGGAAAAUGACAACAAAGAAAAUGACUCGGAAUAUACAACUCGUCCAGAAAACGAUUUGCAGCUUGAACCUCCGUGCUCUGAAGAACCUCGAAGUAGCGACCAGAUCCACGAAGUUCUUCAAGACCAACCCUCAGAGAAAGCUGAAAUUCUGACUACAAGCCAGGACGUUAAAGGACUGGACUUGCCACAGUCUCCUGUUGACUCAAAAGACGGGGGUCAAAUUUCUGGCGGCAUACCACAAUGCUUACCGGCUGGUAACUGGGUUAGUUUUCAAGGUGAGGAUUUCUAUGUUGUUAAGAACGAAUUGUAUACGCAGUCCUCGAUAAAUAAUACGUGAUGCACUGUAUCCGACUUGAGCAAUGUGCUUACCUAAGUUGGUCAAACCGCUUUAUGGCUUUGUGAGGCUUCCAAGCUCAGAGUUUUAGAGAAUUUUUCACCAACAACGUGUGUCCUGUUGACCAAUGUCCUGAUAUUUUUGCUUCUCUUGCAGCCUCUACUUUACAAAUUAUUCUGCUAAAAAGAGGUGUGCUGCUACUUUAGCUUGGUGAAGAUAAUUUCACAAAUAUAUUAUGUAUUUCCCACAUUCAGCUUUUUAAGUACUGUUUGAGAUAUCAAACUGUAACAUGUGGACAUAAUUCGAGAUAUCUUUCAGUCUAUUUUUGAGUGCGUUUUAAGCAUUUUAAUAUUGUGUUAUUUCUUGUCUCUCCGCAUUUCUUUUAAUGUUCUUUGAUUGUUAAUGUUUUCAAGUUUAAUGCAAAUUUAAUUGACUUAGUGCCCACGGCUCAAUUCAUUACAAACUCAUAGUUUUGUUUCCUGUAAGACAAAUGCAUAUCAUUUUGCUUAGAUGCAGUAUGUUACAUGCUCUUGAUCAUUUAAUUUUCAGUUUUUGUUUCUCCGACGUUUUACCAAGCAAAUAUUUUACGUGACUUAAACUAACCCGUGUUACAUUACGAUGUCGAUGGGAUUAGCAAAUAUAUUUCUCUUGUUUGUUGUAUCGUCUGUUGCUUAUUAAUUAUGUAUUGGAACUCGGAUUCAGCAAAGUCAUCAGGCCUGGUCCUUAAUUUCGUUGAAUCCGAGUGUUCAUUAAAGUAAACAUGAAUUAUUGUGUCUGAAUAAUUACAGGCAGGGCGCAAGUAAUGUAUAUAUAAUGUAUUUUCUCAAUCAAAAGUAGUUUGGUUUCAAAUGAGAGACAUUUUCAUUUCUUUGAUACCAAAGAAAUACUGGAAAAUACCGGGAAAAUACACUGAACUCUGCCAAGCAUACACUCUGAAAAAUGGUCGAUUUCUUCAAAUGCACGCCUGUGUCAUCUAUCAUCUAUAACGUAUUGUUUGCCAAACAAGAUAUGUUGCUACGUAUAAUGUUGCAUGCGGCAACAUUUGAUUCCUCUGUCCAGCGCGCAAUUCGUUACGCAGAUCUAUGGCAUUAGCUUAUCAUUGCUAUAUUGAUCUGUAGCUGGGAAAAAAUAAGUGAGUCAUGUCUGUAUCUCUACUGACGUUUCACGCCCGCACCGCUUGUUGUACACCGUCCCCCAAGUUUCACACUAACACAGUCACACGUACGUCACAUGAGUGGUGGCUGCGCGUCCGACCCUGACACACCUUAAGACAUUGGUGCGUGCUAACAACGCGUGUGUGGGUAUGAAAGGAAGCCACUGAUUGAUCGCACAAAGCAGUUCACACUUCGUUAAAUCCGAGCUUCCUCAUUUAUGUGUUCGUCAAAUCCAAGUUAUAUUUUAUUAAUAUUUAUGAAUUUUUAAAAACUGGGAAUCCAACUCCUUCGUCGAAUCCGAGGUUAUGUUGAACUUGAGUUCGUUGAAGUCGAGUCCCACUGUAUUAUAAUUAUCGAAUGUUUUUUUCCCUGACCCUUCUCUCCAUCUUUUCCUGGGCCUACCUUUUCCUCUGUACCCUUCUUAUAUCUCUGGCUGUUUGCUCUUGCUGUUAUACUGUCUGGUGGUUAUAGUUUUGACAGUUGUCCACAACACGAUUUCAUGUAUCUGUUAUCUAUGUACUUCAAGCAGGCAGUUGCGCCCACACAUAAUUGUCUGGCUAUCUCGUCCUUCACUCUCUUUCUUUCGUGUAAUGUUUUAAGUUCUCAUUAGGCAUCACAUCUCAAAGGCGUUUAUUUUACGUUGAUGGCUUUUGUUUAUUGUUCGUGUUUGGGCUUAGUAGCACAGCACUGGUAUACAUUAUGCUAUUGAUAAGUCGGUAAGUC